Molecule: messenger RNA, 570 nt
Organism: Psylliodes chrysocephalus
Lineage: Eukaryota; Metazoa; Arthropoda; Insecta; Coleoptera; Chrysomelidae
Source: the annotation of a GenBank genome assembly
AUGUGCAAUAUGGCAUUUCAAAUUACAACCUCGCAAGAAAAUGUAAAUAAAGAUGCAGUGAUAGGUGUAACGUCAAUCCGCUCAGCAUUUGCUCAUUUGGAACAAAUUAGUGCUUCUUUAGACAUACCAUGUAUGUCACAGAGACUUUACAGUAAAGUUCACGAUAAAAUUUCUGACGAUUUGGAGGAAACGAGUAUGCAAACAAUAAAAGACGCUGCCGAAGAAGAGCGAAGGUUAGCAAUUGCUGAAGGUGAGGUGGACAAGAAUGGAACACCUUUAAUAACCGUCGUUGUAGAUGGUAGUUGGGCAAAACGUUCCUACGGAAGCAGCUACAACUCGUUAUCAGGAGCAGCAGCAAUAGUUGGCUUUAGAACGAAAAAAGUGCUAUUCUUUGGCGUGCGAAAUAAGUUUUGUACGCUUUGCAAUUUUUCAUUAAACAAAAAUGAAGAAUACAGAAUGGCGCAUAGAUGUUAUAAAAACUGGUCUGGCUCUGCAGCAAGUUUGAAAGCGGAUAUAAUAGCGGAGGACUUUCAAAAAAAGUGUGGCUAUAUACAAUUUGAUAUACUAUAA